Dendroctonus ponderosae (mountain pine beetle) is the source of this 1459-nucleotide messenger RNA. It is a transcript of the gene Lst8, whose product is annotated as target of rapamycin complex subunit lst8. Gene Ontology annotation, molecular function: protein binding. The record is from RefSeq and is a predicted model, not a curated record. Gene Ontology annotation, biological process: TOR signaling; regulation of actin cytoskeleton organization. Bases 445 to 1416 code for a protein of 323 amino acids. The transcript has 6 exons. Gene Ontology annotation, cellular component: TORC1 complex; TORC2 complex. NCBI's taxonomy places the organism in Eukaryota, Metazoa, Arthropoda, Insecta, Coleoptera, Curculionidae.
AACUUACCAUAAGUCACUUGUCAUUGGAAACUGGAAUCUUUGACGUAUUUAUCAAGGAAGAUUUGGAAUGAAAAGGUUUUAUUGACUUCAGUGAUUUGGGAAAUUGAGCUGUUUUCUCUUUAAUGUUAUUUAAUUGAAGAAAACGACCUAUGGGGAUCAGGAUUGACGCUGAAGCUAGAGAAUCCACCUAAUCACAUAUGCGAGUAAAUGGCAAGUCGAAGAGAGCAGCUCUCUACUGUUUGAAGCACAGCUUUCAAGUACUCUCCAAAAAAUUGGUUCAAUUUCAAAAUAAAACAUGCACACUAAAAAUCUCACUCACAGAUGCCAGCACGCAGCAACACAUUCAUGUGUCAAAAAAACUGUGGUUAGAACUGCAAAGUUUUGUUUACAUGUAUUUCAAAAGCUACAAAUUUGCAUGAAACAGCCAGAUAUAUUGCAAAAACAAUGGCUUUAGAUCUUGCAAAUGAUGACCAAAUUAUCCUGGCUAGUGGUGGAUAUGACCAUACCAUUAGGCUGUGGCAAACAUCAUCGGGCAUAUGCCAGAAAACCCUACAACAUUCAGAAUUUCAAGUAAAUGCUCUGGAAAUUACUCCAGAUAAAAAGGUUUUGGCUUCAGCCAGUUACCAGCAUAUUUAUAUGUAUGAUUUAAUAAGCGGGAGUGCUACUCCUGUUGUAAAUUACGAAGGCACUUCCAAAAAUGUUACUUGUGUAGGAUUUCAAGAGAAUGGACGCUGGAUGUAUUCAGGUGGUGAAGAUGGGAGAGCGAGAAUCUGGGAUCUUCGGUCUAAGUCCAAUCAAUGCCCUAAAAGUUUCGAUACUCGUCAUGGAACAGGCACAAAUCUAUCCCCAAUUAAUUGUGCAGUUCUACAUCCUAAUCAAAUAGAACUUUUUAUGGGAGAUCAAAAUGGUCGAAUUUACCGAUGGGACCUGAGAACGGACCAUAACGUGCAAUUAAUACCUGAAAAUGAUGUCAUGAUACUGGGUAUAGAUAUUUCCCCAAACAGUGCUCAAAUGGCUUCCGUCAACAACAAGGGCAUGGCUUACAUAUGGAAUCUCAGUUCUUCUGGAUCGGAUGCAAGCACCACUUUGGAACCGAAAAAUAAAUUCCAAGCCCAUUCGAGGGCUGUGUUGAAAUGUAAAUACUCUCCAGAUUCCAGAAUGUUGAUUACGACGUCUGCAGAUCAAACAGCAAGGAUUUGGGAUUCACAGGAAUAUAAUUUGCAAAGAGAAUUGACGCAAAAUAAUCAAAGAUGGGUAUGGGAUGCGGCCUGGAGCGCUGAUAGUCAAUAUGUUUUCACUGCCUCUUCUGACAACUUUGUUAAAUUGUGGAAUGUUGCGACUGGUGAUAGAGAAAGGGAGUAUCCGGGACAUCAAAAAGCUGUAACUGCUUUAGCUUUUAAAGAUGCCAUUAUCUGAGUGUAACUUGUUUUUUUGCUGCUAUAUAAAUUUGUUAUUUGCU